Molecule: messenger RNA, 1133 nt
Organism: Toxorhynchites rutilus septentrionalis
Lineage: Eukaryota; Metazoa; Arthropoda; Insecta; Diptera; Culicidae
Product: angiotensin-converting enzyme-like
Exons: 3
Coding region: 74-1057 (327 amino acids)
Biological process (GO): proteolysis
Cellular component (GO): plasma membrane
Molecular function (GO): peptidyl-dipeptidase activity; metallopeptidase activity
Source: RefSeq, a predicted model, not a curated record
UCAGACAUGGGAUAAUGUUGCAGAUAUCACCACUCCUUUCCCGAACAGCCGCCUGCUGGAUGUGACCGAAGAGAUGGUGAAGCAAGGCUACAAUCCAACCAAGAUGUUCCAGAUGGGAGACGAAUUUUUCGUUUCUCUCAACAUGACCAAAUUGCCACAAACUUUCUGGGAGAAAAGUAUCCUGGAAAAGCCAACCGAUGGACGUGAGUUGGUUUGUCACGCCAGUGCGUGGGACUUUUACAAAAAGGACGACGUUCGUAUCAAGCAGUGUACUCGUGUGACCAUGGAAGACUUCUUCACCGUUCACCAUGAACUCGGCCAUGUUCAAUACUUCCUUCAGUACCAACAUCAGCCCAGUGUCUACCGUGAGGGUGCUAAUCCUGGUUUCCAUGAGGCAGUUGGAGAUGUACUGUCGUUGUCCGUGUCCACACCAAAGCAUCUUGAGCGUGUUGGUUUGCUGAAGGAUUUCGUGAUGGAUGACGAGGCUAAGAUUAACCAGUUCUAUCGCGCUGGACUCGCCAAAUUAGUUUUCCUACCGUUCGCAUACACGAUCGACAAGUACCGUUGGGGAGUUUUCCGCGGUGAUAUCCACCCGGCAGAGUACAACUGCAAGUUCUGGGAAAUGCGCACAAAGUAUUCGGGUAUUGAGCCACCGGUCGUUCGCUCCGAAAAGGAUUUCGAUGCCGCCGCCAAGUACCACAUAUCCGCUGAUGUUGAAUAUCUACGCUACGUCGUAUCGUACAUCGUCCAGUUCCAAUUCCACCGUUCGGCUUGCAUGCUAGCCGGAGAGUAUGUCAAGGGUGAUCCGGAGAAGACGCUGAACAACUGUGACAUCUACCAAAGUGCAGCGGCAGGAAACGCAAUCAAACGAAUGCUGGCGAUGGGCUCUUCGAGGCCUUGGCCAGAGGCGAUGGAAGCGCUUACCGGGAAGAAAUGGAUGAGUGCCGAAGCGCUGCUGGAGUAUUUCCAGGAGCUCUACACAUGGCUGGUGGAGGAGAACAAACGAUUGGGCGCCCCCAUCGGAUGGGACGAAUCGGAUAAGUGUAAAUCUUCAUAGAGUACUUGAAACACCAAGCAGCCAUUUAUUUUUUAACAUCAAUAAACUAUUCUAUAACAAAUUUUAAGACAAAAAA